This is a messenger RNA of Cucumis melo (muskmelon), 1269 nucleotides long. Its product is annotated as transcription factor bHLH95-like. The record is from RefSeq and is a predicted model, not a curated record. Gene Ontology annotation, biological process: endosperm development; regulation of DNA-templated transcription. Bases 100 to 999 code for a protein of 299 amino acids. Gene Ontology annotation, molecular function: protein dimerization activity; DNA-binding transcription factor activity. The transcript has 3 exons. Lineage: Eukaryota; Viridiplantae; Streptophyta; Magnoliopsida; Cucurbitales; Cucurbitaceae.
CUCUUUCUUUCUAUUUUUCCACCACCUCAUUUCUUCAUAAAAUCAACUUAAAACCCCUCCACUACUCUUCUUUGUUUCCUCUCUUCACCUAUCUCCGCCAUGUCCCCCCACCACCACCCUUCUUGGACCCUCCUUAACUACUCUGGCAGCGACGUCGACGAUGACGACAACAACGACGAAAACAACAACAACAACAACACUAACACUGGCUACCUCCCCCCUCCUCCCGCCCCGAUGCAAGUGGGGAAGAAGAGAGAGCUGGAAACUCAUGAGGGAAAAUCGGCUGGUGCUACUGAGUCGUCCGAUCAUGACAUUCAUAUUUGGACGGAGAGAGAACGACGGAAGAAAAUGAGAAAUAUGUUCUCUAAUCUUCAUGCAUUGCUUCCUCAUCUUCCUCCCAAGGCAGACAAAUCAAGUAUAGUAGACGAAGCAGUAAACUACAUAAAAACCCUUCAAGAAACCUUCGAGAGACUCCACAAACAAAAGGUCGAAAAGCUCAACAACAAUAGUAAUCCAUCUAUGAGCUGCUCAAAGAUUGUUCAUAAUCCCGCCUUGCCCACAACCCGUGAGGCAUUCUUGGCCGACCAAGCCUCCUCCAACGACGACAUGUCGUCAUCCGCCACCCUAGUUUCUCAUCUUUCCACCACGGUCACCCCCGAAAAUGUUAUUAGUAUUCUCCCCCCGCCGCCGCCGCCAUCGCCACCCUCCGCCUUCCAAACUUGGACUUCCUCCAACCUCGUCUUGAGCGUCUGCGGUCGCCACGCUCAUUUUUGUGUCUGCUCCGCUAAGAAACCUGGCCUCUUUGCUGCCCUUUGUUAUGUUCUUGACAAACAUCGAAUCGACGUUGUUUCUGCUCAUGUCUCCUCCGAUUUGCAUCAGUCCUUCUUUAUGAUUCAAGCUCAUGUGAGCAGAGGUUACAAUGAACUUGGGGCAGCGACGGUAGCGGAGGAUACAUUCAAGGAAGCUGCAGGAGAGAUUAUAUUUUGGCUGUCUUCUUGAUGGGAUUAUCCAAAAUAAAUCCAAAUCUCUUCUCCACCAUGAAAGGAUGUUGCCAUGAAGUUUGAGAGAGCUUUGAGAUGAUAUAUCCACAUAAUAAUGGGUCGUUAAUGAUCCCUUUUCUAUAUAUAUCUUGAAAAUCUCUCACCCUUUUGCCAUGAAAGAACAAAAUAUAGAUUAGAGAUAGAGAGCUGUUCAUGUUGUCAUAUGGUUCUAUAUGCAAAUACAAUCCACUCUAUACAUAAACCCUACCUAUCCUCUCUCCCUAAUUUA